CAGCAGAGCUGGCAAUCUCCGGUAAGCACAAUUCGCAUUUUAAGCUUGUUAGUCCAUUUAGAAAUGGAAACCAUACCGCCCCAAUAUCACAAUAUCCCCCACACUCAACCACCCCUGGUAAAACAAAAUCCCGGACCUUCGAAUCAGCCCACUGUUCAACCUGACAUCCCAACUAUCAACCUCAACAACAUUAUCGCUAACAUCGUUUCGGCUCUGAAACCUUCUGCCCCAUCCGACGAGGUCAUCGUGACAGAAUUCGAACUUUCCGUGCUCUGCGAGCUGGCCGGAAAAGUCUUCCUUCGCCAACCGUCGCUUUUGGAGCUUAAUCCUGCCGAUUCUGGAUUAACUGUUGUCGGGGAUCUACACGGACAUCUCAAUGAUCUGGUGGCUGUUUUUCGUAAGGAAGGCGGUCCCGAUGUUCAUAAUUAUUUGUUUUUGGGCAACUAUGUCGGUACUGGACGGCAUCAGGUGGAACUGAUUUGUUUGCUCUUAGCGUACAAAUUAAAAUAUCCCGAAAAUUUUUUCCUACUGCGAGGCUGUCAUGAAAAUCGGGACGUAAAUAACGCAGACGGAUUUUGGCAUCGCUGUCGGGAGCUGUAUGGAACGGAUGCGGCCUGGGCCAAAUUUAAUCUAUGUUUCGAUACCAUGCCCUUAGCAGCUGUACUGGGUGAUCGGAUUUUCUGUGUACACUCGGGGAUCAGCCCGCAUCUGGAGGCGAUGGUGCAGUUACGAAACAUCCAGCGCCCAAUGUCUGUUCCUCCUAAUGGACUUGUGUUUGACCUGCUCACCGCUAUGCCCACGGUUGCCACACCGGGCUGGAAUACAAAUCAGCAGAGUACUGCUAUGGCGUUCGGCAACGGUGUCUGGAAGAAGUUCUUCAGAUCAAAUGACAUCGAGUUUAUGAUUCGCAGUCAUGGUACGCUUGGCACGGGAUUCGCGCUGACGGAAGACAAACGAAUUCUAAGUAUAUUCAGUGCGACAGACUACGAAGCCCGUGACAAUAACGGAUCUUUUGUUCAUAUCAGCCCCACGCUUACAGUCCAACCCUACACAUUUAACUCGCACGCCAUUUUCAAGCAGGAAAGAAUUGAAACGAAAGAAUAAAGCGUAUCCAAGAAAUGCGUACUGGGUACAAUAGCUUUCGGCGGCUCAAAUGCUUACCUGAGGGAUGUAAGUUUUUCCGCCUUCAUUAGAAACUGUUGAUAAUCCAACUGCAUCAGGGCUCUGCCUUCAUUUGUGCAUUUCUUGGCAUUAGCGUAGCCUUCCACAAAGGUGCGAUUCGCUAAUAAUAUGGCUAGCGACCAUAAAGUCUCCAUGGUUUCUUUUGGAAUUGCUGUUGAUCGGCCAAUGCCGCGAAUAACGUUAUUAAACGUAUCCAAUUCCUAUAA
Molecule: messenger RNA, 1388 nt
Organism: Paramacrobiotus metropolitanus
Lineage: Eukaryota; Metazoa; Tardigrada; Eutardigrada; Parachela; Macrobiotidae
Product: serine/threonine-protein phosphatase alpha-3 isoform-like
Exons: 2
Coding region: 64-1104 (346 amino acids)
Cellular component (GO): cytoplasm; nucleus
Molecular function (GO): protein serine/threonine phosphatase activity
Source: RefSeq, a predicted model, not a curated record